UUGACUCUGUCAAGAAGAUACAAAAAAAUCAUUCUAAAAACCAAGAAAAAUAAAUAGAAACGUUGUUAUUCAUUGAAGCUUGACCGAACUCAAAAUCAGAUUCGAGAUGAGUGACGACGGAGGGAAACCGGCGCCGGCGAGACUAGGCGACGAGCAAUUAGCGGAGCUUCGGGAGAUAUUCCGAUCAUUUGACCAGAACAAGGAUGGGAGUUUGACGGAGCUCGAGUUAGGCUCACUCCUAAGAUCUCUCGGUUUAAAGCCGAGUCACGACCAGCUCGACACCUUGAUCCAUAAAGCAGAUCGGAACAACAACGGUCUGGUCGAGUUUUCCGAGUUCGUCGCUCUCGUCGAGCCGGAUCUGGUCAAGUGUCCUUACACGGAUGAACAGCUCAAAGCCAUCUUCAAAAUGUUCGAUCGCGACGGAAACGGUUACAUAACGGCGGCGGAGCUAGCGCACUCGAUGGCGAAGCNAUUUUUUGUAUUGUCAAAGUGCCAAAGUGCAAAAUAA
Molecule: messenger RNA, 508 nt
Organism: Camelina sativa (false flax)
Lineage: Eukaryota; Viridiplantae; Streptophyta; Magnoliopsida; Brassicales; Brassicaceae
Source: RefSeq, a predicted model, not a curated record